Molecule: messenger RNA, 2681 nt
Organism: Capsicum annuum
Lineage: Eukaryota; Viridiplantae; Streptophyta; Magnoliopsida; Solanales; Solanaceae
Product: plant intracellular Ras-group-related LRR protein 4
Exons: 4
Coding region: 647-2332 (561 amino acids)
Molecular function (GO): protein binding
Source: RefSeq, a predicted model, not a curated record
ACAAAUUGGUCUAAUUGACUUCAAAAAAUUUAAAAAAAUGUCAGUAAAUUAGGAUACAUGUAUUACUAUCUUAUCGUAACUUCAUUCUUCAUACUGCUAUGGUGUUUUCUUUGUUUUUGUAUAAAUAUAUUGCAAUCCUUUCCAAUGGAUAUAUCGUUGAUUUUCUGUUAAAACAAACUUGCCAUUUUCUCUCUCACACAACUCUUCCUCUUAGCUCCAUGUUAAAGAAAAAGCCAAUGAAUGGUAUGAGAGAGUUCUGUUCCUAAGUCCUAAGUGGGGUUUGGUUUUAUUGUCCCUUUUUAUGCGUGUUCUUUGCGUGUUUUCGAAACAGUCGGUUUUUCAUUGUAUAAAAGACGAAAAAGAAAAUAAAGCUUUGUUUAUUUAUAUUUUGAUUUGGUUUGAUUAACGUUUGUAUCCUUGUCAAUAUUGAUUGGCGCUUCUAGAAAUUCCUAGUAAGAAGGAAAAUUCAAUUAUGGUUUCGAUUUGAGAAAGAUAAAGUUGUCUUUGUUCUUUUAACUUUUGGAAACUGAACCCAAAAAUGGGUUCUCGAAUCUGAAUACUGUGGGCGGUUUCUGCGGGUACAGUUCUUCGCAUUGUGUGUGUGUGUGUGUGUUUUCUGACCAAAUUUCAGAGUGGAACUGUUGUAAUGGGAUCCCCUGCAAUGUCUAUUGAUGAGGUUGUGGAAGAUAUCAUGAGACUCAACAAAUCUCUACCAAUAAGGCCAGGAAUUGAUGAAGUUGAAGCAGCAAAAAGUUUAAUUAUGAAUGUCGACAAGGAGGAAAAAAUGAAGCUAGAGACAAUAGGGCGGCAAAACAAACGAAAAGAUGUUCCAGGAGAGCUAUUCAAAAUAUUGCAAGAGAUGCAGAGGAAUUCAACUGAAUUUCAAAGUAAAGAACAGAAGAGAGGGGCAUUGAAACUGUUAGAUCUCGAAAAUGUUCAUUAUCUGUUCGAUGAAUUGAUUCAAAGAGCUUCAAAAUGCUUGUCCGCCAAUACAUCUUCAGCUUCUUCAAGGAAUUCGAGUAGUUUGUCUUUGGCAAAUUCAUCUUCCUUCUCUGGUAGCAGUUUCAAUUCUCCGGCAACUACAUCGACCACUACGAGCUUUUAUAGUGAGAAGGAACCUGUUAAAGUGUCUGAACUGGUUACAAGAGACGAUAGUUACUUGAAGAAGGCGACAACCUCGUUUCAAAUGGAUGGCAUCAGUGUUGGGGUUCGAUCGGGGAACGCUUCUUCUGCGCCCCAGAUUGUCGAUUCCACUUUGAAGUCUACUACUGGUGAAGAUGGUGAAAAAAUGAGCUUGAUAAAGCUUGCUAGUUUGAUAGAAGUAUCAGCCAAAAAAGGAACCAAGGAGCUAAUUCUUCAAAGGAAAUUGUCAGAACAAUUAGAAUGGAUUCCAGAUUCUCUUGGGAAGCUAUCAAAUUUAAUGACUUUGGAUUUGUCUGAUAAUCGAAUUGCUGUGCUGCCAACUACCAUCGGGGGCCUUUCAUCAUUGCAAAAGCUAGAUUUACAUGGAAAUAAAAUUGUUGAACUUCCCGAUUCAGUAGGAGAUCUGCUUAACUUGGUCUAUCUUGAUCUAAGUGGAAAUAGUCCGAAGACAUUGCCUUUGACUUUAGCGCGGUUAACUCACCUUGAGGAACUCGAUCUUAGCUCUAACAUGCUAUCUGUGCUCCCCGAGACAGUGGGUUCCCUUGUCAGUCUCAGAAAACUGACCGUCGAGACUAAUGACCUUGAGGAACUUCCUCACACUAUUGGUCAAUGUACUUCACUCAAAGAGCUUCGUGCUGACUAUAACCGUCUUAAAGCUCUUCCUGAAGCUGUGGGACGAAUAGGUUCUUUGGAGAUUCUAUCCGUGCGGUACAAUAACAUCAGGCAAUUGCCUACAACUAUGGCAUCCUUAACAAGUUUGAAAGAGCUCAAUGUUAGUUUCAAUGAGCUUGAAUCAGUGCCUGAGAGUUUGUGCUUUGCCACCACACUCGUAAAGCUGAACAUUAGCAACAAUUUUGCGGACCUGCAAUCACUCCCUAGGUCCAUAGGAAACCUUGAGAUGCUUGAGGAGCUGGAUAUGAGUAACAACCAGAUACGAAUUAUUCCAGAUUCAUUUAGGAUGCUUUCGCGUUUGCGUGUACUAAAGACAGAAGGAAAUCCUCUUGAAGUGCCACCAGGAAAUGUUGUUGAGAUGGGAGCGCAGGCUGUUGUGCAGCAUAUGGCUGAUCUUGUUGAGAAGAGGGAUGUGAAGCCACAGCCAGUUAAGCAGAAGAAAUCAUGGGCUCAGAUAUGCUGCUUUUCAAGAUCAAACAAACGUAAGCGCAAUGGUAUAGACUAUAUCCAAGCAUGACAUACUGCUGCUUCUAUAUUUGUCUGUGAAACUGAGCUGUGAUUGUGCUGGAAUAGAGCUGCCAUUCCUCUUGAAUUCCACCCCUGGCCUGCCAACAGAAUUAUCAGUUUUCUUGGGUGUUCCAGAUCUGGCUCUGAUCCUUAAAUGCCACAUGUUUAUUUCUUUUCUUUUUGCGAUUUUGUUUUUUUCCCUUGUAAUUCUUUCAUCCUUUCUGUUGUAUUUGCCUCUACUGAUUGUUUAUGUUCUAAAAUCAGUUGUAUAAUGACCCGGCAAUGAAGAGGGAGAAAUAUCUGUUGUCGUCGAUUUCUCUCAAUGUUAAUGAAUUAUUACCAGUUGACUUCUUAUUGAA